UCAAAGUAGGCUGCCUCAAAGUUGGGAGAUUGUUCAGUCUCCGCCCAUCAGUGCACGUUAAAUAGUGAAACCUGAGAGUGUGGCAGGCCUGUUUGUAUAUGUCGCCCCACUCUCCUCUGGAAGCUGCCGUCUCACAGCAUUAUGAAAGGUCAGACAGGAGAUGUGGAGAACAUGCCCAAAAUGGAGCCGUCCAACGCACACAGCAAACCUCUGGACAUUGUGCCAAGCCAUGAUGAGAAGAUGAUAGACCGGGGUCAGUGGGGCAACAAGAUUGAGUUUGUUCUGUCAGUGGCUGGGGAGAUUAUUGGCCUGGGAAAUGUCUGGCGUUUCCCCUACCUUUGUUAUAAAAAUGGAGGAGGAGCCUUUUUCAUCCCAUACCUCAUCUUCUUGUUUGCCUGUGGGAUCCCGGUCUUCUUCCUGGAGACAGCUUUGGGUCAGUAUACCAGUGAGGGAGGCAUCACCUGCUGGCGAAAAGUCUGCCCAUUAUUUGAAGGAGUGGGUUACGCCACCCAGGUAAUUGUUGCUCUCCUGAAUGUCUACUACAUUGUUGUGCUAGCCUGGGCCAUCUUCUAUCUGUUCAACUCCUUCACCUGGGACCUACCUUGGGCGUCCUGCAACAACACAUGGAACACAGAUUCCUGUACGGUAUUUCAGAGGGGGAAUAGCUCCAUCACUCUCCAUGAGAACGCCACCUCUCCUGUCAUAGAGUUUUGGGAGCGCAGAGUGCUGAGGAUUUCAUCAGGGAUUGAUCACAUCGGUGCUCUGAAUUGGGAUCUGGUUGCCUGUCUGGCCGUUGCGUGGGUUAUCUGUUACUUCUGCAUCUGGAAGGGAGUCAAAUCCACUGGCAAGGUGGUUUACUUCACAGCCACCUUCCCGUAUGUUAUGCUGAUUGUACUACUGAUCAGAGGGGUGACCCUGCCUGGAGCCUCCAGGGGAAUCCACUUCUAUCUUUACCCUGACUUGGGACGGCUGUCUGACCCACAAGUUUGGAUGGAUGCAGGAACUCAGAUCUUCUUCUCUUAUGCCAUCUGCCUUGGCUGCCUCACUGCACUGGGAAGCUACAACAAAUAUAACAACAACUGCUACAAGGAUUGCCUGUGCCUUUGCUUCCUGAACAGUGGCACUAGCUUCAUUGCAGGCUUUGCCAUCUUCUCCAUCUUGGGCUUCAUGUCCUACGAGCAAAAUGUGCCCAUCUCAGAAGUGGCUGAAUCUGGUCCAGGGUUAGCCUUCAUAGCAUAUCCUCGUGCAGUGACCAUGAUGCCCUUUUCUCCUCUCUGGGCCUGCUGCUUCUUUGUCAUGAUUGUUUUUCUGGGACUUGACAGCCAGUUUGUUUGUGUGGAGAGCCUAGUGACAGCCAUGGUAGACAUGUAUCCCUCUGUUUUCCGCCGUAAAAACCGCAGGGAGCUCUUCAUCCUGGCAGUAGCUGUGGUUUCCUUCCUUGUGGGGCUCAUAAUGCUGACAGAGGGAGGCAUGUAUGUCUUCCAGCUCUUUGACUACUAUGCAGCCAGUGGGAUGUGUCUACUGUUUGUGGCCAUUUUUGAGACCGUUUGCAUUGGUUGGAUUUACGGGGCUGAGCGUUUCUAUGACAACAUUGAGGAUAUGAUUGGUUACCGCCCUGGGCCCAUCAUCAAAUACUGCUGGCUUUUCUUCACCCCAGCCACCUGCUUGGGAACUUUUGCAUUUGCAUUGAUCAAGUACUCACCUCUGAAGUACAACAAUGAGUAUGUGUACCCGUUGUGGGGGGAUGGGGUUGGCUGGAUCCUGGCUCUGUCCUCCAUGCUUUGCAUCCCCCUCUGGAUGGCAGGGAAGCUCUACUUCACACCAGGAACCCUGAAAGAACGCCUCGCUCUCUUGAAGACUCCCUCCACGGACUUACCGAAGACCAAGAAGGAGCAGGAGAGGCUACUGGCCACCUUCUCAGCAGGCGGAGACAAUCAUCAGAAAAAGAACUGCUACCUAACUGUCGAUGAGAAGGAGUCUGGCUGCUAGAGACUUGAGAAUCUUACGGGAGUCUUGUAACACUCCUCAGAUUUGGUACUUUCUUCCACAUACCUCACCAGACAAGGUGGUGACUUAGAAAGAGAGCCUUGGAUUCACCUCACCUAGGAGCACCACCUUGCUGUUGAAGCUUCUUCUCGUCUGCAGUGCCUUCAACAAAAGCUCUACUCCCUCUUUUGCAGAGAGCAUUAACAUCUCAUUUGCCAGUUGCAGAGUAAUGUGUAAAAAUGGGACACUUUUAGAUCCUCGGUGGCAAAGAAACCUGCUUUCUAAGGAAGCAUUUUCAUCUGUUUUCUAAUGUUUUUGCAAUUUUGGUUACUUGCUUGAUUCUAGCAGUGUCAUUUGCAGCAGAUGGAGCACAAGAAGUGUCCCGAGACUGCACAAACCAUAAAGGUUAACUUAAAUAAUGUUCAUUUAACUGACUUUGUUUUUCUGUGAAUGCAACCAUGUUUAGUAUUCAAGCCUAUGAAGGUGUACCAUCAAGAGCUAAUGACGUCUAAGGUCAAUUUAUGUUCUAAUAUUGCACAACAGUGACAGAUGUUUACUAAUAACUCGUUUUUGUGAGUGUAAGAACUGGAUUUCAAAUCUACAUUCAGCUCAAACCAUCACAACUAAGUUCAACUGCUUCUUUUUAAAUUCUAUGUUAAAUUUUGUGUUAGUGAUUCUUUUGAUCCUAUUUUUAAAUUUUCCAUCAGGUCGACUGAUUUGUGUAGAGCUGAAUGGAUGUUUCAUUGCUCUUAUUUCUACUUUUACUCAUGAGAUGUUGGCACAGAUUCAUUUUGUUUGGUUUUCCUUGCAUUAAGUGCAUUGAACUGUAUGAAAUCAAAAUGCAACAAGUGUCUGAAUGGAACCGCUGCGUUCCCUGGAUAUCAAAGGUCAAAAGGUUUCAUUCCAAAGGCAACAUCUAGCUCAUCACCUCUUUCUGCUGCACACAGGGAACAUCAGCUGUUGUUCAUCUGUUAGCUCGUCAGGUUGACCACUGAUACAGAACGUGUUUAUCCACCACAACCAAUCCACUGUCAUCUGGACAAAGCAGGCAGCACUGUGAAGGUCAUGUUCUUUGAUUUCUCCAGUGCAUUUAACACAAUCCAGCCUGAUGUACUUUGCCAGAAGCUCCAGAAGACACGAGGGGGGGGGGGGGGGGGGGGCUCAACUCUCGCCUGGAUUAAAGACUACCUGACAAACAGACCACAGUUAGUGAGGCUGAAGAACUGCACAUCAAACCAGGCGAUCAGUUACAUUGGAGCACCACAGGGGACUGUACUCUCACCAUUCCUUUUCACCCUGUACAUCUCAGACUUCCAGUGCAAAUCAGAGACCUGUCAUCUACAGAAAUACUCAGAUGACUCUGCAGUUGUCGGGUGUAUCAGAGAUGGACAGGAAGCUGAGUACAGAGAGCUGGUGGAGCGCUUGUAGCAUGGUGUGGAAACAAUCAUCUGACCUUGAACGUGAACCAAACAAAGGAGAUGAUUUUAAACUUCAGAAGAAACAGGGUGGAGUCAAACACUGUUUCCAUCAUGGGAGAAGAAGUGGAGGUGGUUGAGGAAUACAAAUACCUUGGAGUUCACCUGGACAACAGACUGGACUGGAGAAAGAACAGCGAAGCCGUUUACAAGAAGGGACACAGCAGACUGCACUUCUUGAGGACGCUUAGGUCCUUCAAUGUCUGUAGCAAGAUGCUGCAGGUCUUCUACAAGUCUGUUGUUGAGAGUGUAAUCUCUUCAGCCAUCGUCUGUUGGGGCAGUAGCAUCAGAAGCAGGGACCUGAAAAGGCUCAACAGCCUAAUAAAAAAGGAUGGUUCUGUUCUGGGGACGACUGUGGAACCACUGGAGGAGAUAAUGCAAAGAAGGAUUCUCCAGAGAAUCAAGAGAAUUAUGGACAACCCUGAGCGUUCUCUUCACAAGACUGUCCGACAACGGAAGAGUGUCUUCAGUCAGAGGCUUCUUCAGUUUUGCUGCAACACUGACCGCUACUGGAGAUCCUUCCUGCCAACAGCCAUUGUAAUAUACAAUAAGUCUUUGAUGACUUGAUUAUUAUUAUUAUUAUUCUGAGCUACUACAGCAAUCAAUUUCCCUCUGGGAUUAAUAAAGUAUUUUUGAAUUGAAUUAAAUUGAAUUAUAACUUUUAGAUGCUAAAAACAUUGUUUUUCACUGAAUAAUACAACCCUGUUUGACAUUUCUGCCCAUAUUUUGAGGGAUUUUAUUCAUUGACCUUACUGGAUUUUACUACCUUGUUAUAAUAAAAAAGAAAGAAAAACAGUUGA
This is a messenger RNA of Nothobranchius furzeri (turquoise killifish), 4261 nucleotides long. RefSeq names its product solute carrier family 6 member 13 (gene slc6a13). Gene Ontology annotation, biological process: sodium ion transmembrane transport. Gene Ontology annotation, cellular component: plasma membrane. The record is from RefSeq and is a predicted model, not a curated record. NCBI's taxonomy places the organism in Eukaryota, Metazoa, Chordata, Actinopteri, Cyprinodontiformes, Nothobranchiidae. Gene Ontology annotation, molecular function: gamma-aminobutyric acid:sodium:chloride symporter activity.